Molecule: messenger RNA, 8239 nt
Organism: Paramormyrops kingsleyae
Lineage: Eukaryota; Metazoa; Chordata; Actinopteri; Osteoglossiformes; Mormyridae
Source: RefSeq, a predicted model, not a curated record
UGUGAACGAAUAUGAAGUCCAUUUAAACUGUGGUACCUUAAAUCAGACAAGUUACCCCGAUAAGCCAGUAACCCCGCUUUGUAGUGCAGGCCACUGGAGGUGUGAGUUAACAAUUCUGCUUGCUAAGCCAUUCAAACCGAACAGCUUGCAAAAAAAUCCCAAAGACCCUAUCCUAGAAGCUAUGGGUACAAGGCAGGGAACAACCCAGGAUGGGGUGCCAACCCAUCAUUACUUACAUAGCUUACUGAAGGAACUAGUGGGAAACUAGAGUACUCAGAGGCAACCCCACAGGGAGAACACGCAAACUCCACACACAUGAAAUUCUGGCAGACACUUGAUCCCAGGUCCCAGAGGUGUGAGGCCACACUUCUAGCUAUUACAUCACCACACUGCCCCUGUCCAAAAAGGUGAAUUGGAGUUUCCAAAUUACGAAUGGUGUGUGAGUUCCCUGUGAUGGGUUGACACCCCAUCCUGGGUUAUUCUUGCCCUAUGCCCAUUGCCUCCUGAUCCUCACAGCCCUGCACAGAAUAAGUAGGGAUGGAUGAAGUUCUUUUAUAGUAAACUUCCAUAAUUUAUCUUAGAAUAUUGUAUUUUCACUUUAUCCUGUGCUUCUCAAAUUAGAUUCUCGAUCACUGCAAGUUCAAUAGGGUAAGUGGCUAUUGAAAAUGGAUGGAAUUAUAUUUUUAAAAUGUUACUCUAAGACUUCCCUUUCACUGUUAUACACAAGGUUAACUGAAUCUAUGCAGUACUAUAGCAAGUACUCGAAAGCUGCUGUUUUUGCUGAGACUUUGUUUCUCACAUCCCUGGAGGUCUAGGAUUACGUGUGCAAGUCUCAGCUUACGGCAAAGUCAAGUGUGUAAGUUCCAGCCUGUGAGCAAAAUAAUAGCUUUGGAACAGGAAACUUCCCAGGAGAUUUACAGUAGAGGCAAAUGCAAAUCCAGGUGAUCAUGAUGAUAAUUUGGACAGUGUCAGGGCUGUAUGGGGGAAAACUCGUGUUUUGUUAACAGUACAUUCAAUGUAAAAUUUAAUAAGCAAUAUUAUUUAACAAUAUGUAAAAUGUAUCAAUACUAUACAAAUGCUUACCUGCUAAUUUAUUUUAUUGGUCUGUAAAUUAAGCAGUAAAAAGUGAAAGAUUCAUUAACUGGAAUGAGAUCUGUCAUCACUGACUAGAUCAUUCAACAAGCCUUGAAAACUGCAAAAGUUACACUUUCACAUCUGAAGUAUAAUUUUGAGAAACACAAUUGCUUGGUGUAAACACCAAAGAUUUUCUGAGUGCAGCCUGAUAGGCUGCAUGCCUUACGUCCGUGUGGGUCUCAGCUGCAUUAUGUCACCCCAUGGGUCUGCAGUAUGAUCCAGGCUAGAAACUGUAAACGAAUGUUGUCUUGGAGUGCUGGUUCUCCAGGGAGGGUCAGAUGAAAAAAUCAAGAAAACAGCAUGUCAUCCUUCUGUGCACAAGUGCAGUUUGUCUGAAACUCGUGGCGUACUCCGUACUUACGAUGAGCAAAGAUAGUGACUUGUAAGGUACUUUUUUUUAUUCUUUCAUUGUCAAGAUAAAUAUUUCAUCAUUUAAAAAUGCUGCAUUUUUAAAAACGAGGAUAAGCUUAAAAUAAAUUUCUAGUGUAUGUUAGUUUAAUGGCAGGAAAUUGAUUCAGGAUCUAUUUAGGGACAAGAUUUAAUAGUUCACCUGUGGUAUUGUUGACGUUAAACAAAUAUAUAAUUUUGGAAAGCAUUUGGACUCCGAUUGAAGGAGAGAGAACGCAAAGACCCAGAGAGUUGUGAGUGAUCAAUAUGUCAAUCAAAGAAGCAGUGGGUUUAGGGCUGCUAAUGGGUCAGUUACCAGAGGAUCUGGAGAUCAGGUCCAGCGUGGUGCGGGUCUUCAUUAGCUCAACCUUCUCAGGUAAGAGAUGUCCAUCAGCUGACCUCAGGCUCUGUGCUUUGCCAACACAUGACUCAUGUUAGUGUACUGACAGUGAAUCCAAUCGACCUGGCUGUUUGCAGAUAUGAGCAGCGAGAGGGAUGCUUUAUUGGAAAAGGCAUAUCCAGAACUUCAAGCUUUCUGUCAGAGUUUGGGCCUAGUCUUUGAGGUUGUGGAUUUAAAAUGGGGAGUUUGUCAUGUGGUUGCUGUGGAUCAUAUGACCACUGAACUGUGUCUAGAGGAGAUACAGUCCUGUAAGAGGGUUUCUGUGGGCCCAAGCAUCACUGUUCUACUGGGAAAUUGCUAUGGACAUCGCCCUAUUCCCCGGCUGAUCCCAGAGAAUGAGUUUGAGCUGCUGUUGGCCAAACUGGCUCAGAAUGAGGAGGGAAUAAGGUUCUUGAGCCAGUGGUUCUGGAAAGAUGAUAACUCUGCUCUGCCCACAUAUGUCCUGCAGCCAAUAAGCACUCACUUCCCUUAUUAUUCUGACAUUGGAUCUGACGAUUGUUCCUCGCAUGACAGUGAUGUCAUCAGCUGGCAACUGACCGAGGCUCGGAUUUUGGGGCUCCUCCGUACCGCUGCCCUGCAGGCUUCCGAGGAAGGAGAACUCAGCACAGAGCAGAAACAGAAAUACUUUAAAUCUGUGAGCGAGUGGGAGAUUGGACAGGGCCUCCUUGGGAUUCAAACGAACAACCAGCAUGCUGUGGUUUUUGUGAGGGAAUUACCACGGCUGAAAAAGAACAAAAGCCAGGGGGCGCUCAGCAAGUUCGUUGACUUCACUGCAGAUGGUCUGGUAGAUACCGAAGCGCAGGACCUUCUGUCAGCGCUCAAGGCCCGCAUCUAUGCCACGUGUUCUGGCUUUCUGAAUUUGCAUUGUUUGGAGCUUAGGAAAGGCAGAAUUGAUCCUGGCUGCAAAGAACAUGCCUCGUAUCUCCAAAGUUUCUGUGAACAAUUUGUUUCUCAAAUGAAGGCAAAGAUCAAGUGGGCAACAGCACAGACACCAGAUCAAGAGUGGUGCUGGUUGCUGAAGGAGAUCAGCCAUCACCUGGUGCUAAGUUCCACUAAGUGUGCUGUCUUUUGUGGAAGAGAACAUCUCUUGGGCAGGAUCUGUCUCCACAUGUGGGAAUCUGCCAGUGACAGUCACUCUCCACUCGUUGUGUAUGGACCUUCUGGAAUUGGCAAGACCGCGCUAUUAUGCAAACUGGCGCAGGAGAUGCGUGGGGUUCUGGGCCCAAAGGCUGUUGUUGUCCUCAGGCUUUUAGGAAGCUCUCCCUUGAGUUCUGACAUCAGCUCUGUCCUGAGGAGCAUUUCUUUACAAAUAUGCGGAGCCUGUAGUUUGCCGCUGCCAAACUCACUAACCACCAACAACUAUGAAGCUCUAAAAAGGUUUUUUCAUCUCACUCUUACCAGGGUAUCACAAAAGAGGCAGCCACUUCUCAUUAUACUGGACGGCCUAGACUGUCUUUCAAAGACCUGUCAUGCGCACAGGCUAUACUGGCUUCCCAAAGAGAUUCCUCCAAAUGUCCAUCUUGUGGUGUCCACGCAGGAGAACAGUCAACAUAUCUUAAAUAACUUGGAGGGAUUGAUAGAACCAAAAAACUUCUUUGAGGUUGAGCAGUUGACGUUUGAUCAAGGAAAAGAUGUCAUCCACGCUUACAUGAGCAAAAUGAAGCGUUGCCUGACUCCAGAGCAGCACAAUGUGAUUCUGAGCAUCAUACAGAUCUCUGGCAAUCCACUGCUGCUCAUGCUGGCUCUGAACACAGCAAGGCAUUGGGCGUCAUACACCCCAGUUUCAGAGGAGCAGCUAGGCACCACCUUGCAGCAGGCUGUCUACAUAUUACUCCAGGGCCUGGAGGAGAAACAUGGGAAGUUACUGGUCGGCUCUGCACUUGGAUACAUUGUAUCAUCAAGAGAUGGGGCAUCAGAGGCGGAGCUUCGUGACCUGCUUUCACUGGAUGAUGAGGUACUAGCUGAGGUGUACCAGUACAAGCUGCCUAUAAAUCACACUGCAGUCCGUCUUCCCCCCUUGCUGUGGACACGACUGAGGCAUGACAUUGAUGAAUAUCUGCUGGAGAAAGAGGCAGAUGGGAUCAAGGUGCUUGGUUUCUAUAAUAGGCAUUUUACUGAAAUGGUGCAGGAGAUGUACCUGUCUUCAGAGCAGAGGACCAAGAGACACCAGGUGUUUUCCGAGUACUUCCUGGGGCGUUGGAGCCAGGGCAGAGUCAAACAUCUCCAGCUGCCUUCCUUUCAAACCAAACUGAAUGCUGACAGGAAGGUGAUCUCUCAGCCCUUAUGGUUUGCUGAGGGUGUUGCCAAUAAACGAAAGCUACGAGAGCUACCUUACCAUCUGAUUCAUGGAGGGAGCUGGCAGGAACUGCGUCAGGAAGUCAUCGGCAAUGCAGAGUGGCUAUGGUGUCAGACCACGACCUGUGGGGUGGCCAGCGUUAUCGAGGACCUGUCACUCUGCCUGGAGGUCCACGACUGUCCUGAGAUCGAACUGGUCCGGGACAUGUUCCUACUCAUGAAACCUACUUUCGACAGUAUAGAGGGACAGAUGGACCCAUCCGUCUUCUACACUGAAAUCUUCGCCAGGCUAUACUCCCUUGCUGAGAUGUAUCCUUAUGUCAUUGGUCGACUGUACUCCCAGUGUCGGGACUGGUUCGAUUCAUCGCCCAAUCCAAUUCUUGUUCCCAGUUGUGGCUUCUUUCAGUCACCAGGCGGACCACUGAAGACAGUCCUCACUGGUUCCCAAAAAGGGAUCACUGGAAUGGAUAUUUGCCAGGAAAAACGUCUCCUGGCAGCAGGAUCAACAGAUGGCAGUGUGAUAGUGUGGCACCUGGACGACCUGGGGGUCGCCCACACACUUACUGGGCACACAGGCGCCGUGCUGCAGGUGAAGAUAGUCAGCAGAGGGGCCCGGUGUCUGUCCCUGGCGUGUGACGGAACACUGCGGCUGUGGAGCCUCCUGAGUGGCAGGCAGCUGCGCAUCUUGGACGAGUUUUCCACGGAUGCCCAGCUGCAGAUCCAUGUGGUGGAAGGGAUGCCACUCUUCUGCUCCUCAUGUGGAACGAAGAUAAAAGCAUGGCACCUUGAAACAGCAGAACCACUCUUCCAGCUGGAAGGUGCUGGUGAGGAGCUGAUCAUGCUGGGGUUUCUGGACGAGGAACUCGCGGUCCUCUCCAAUCGAGGACGCCUCACGCUAUACGACUCUUCUACCGGUGUGGAGAAAACACAGGCCUGCUUGACGACUGACCUCCAGAACCUGAUACUCGCAUGUACAGUGACCCUUCCGACUCGAGGCGGGCUGGUCGUCGGGUCCAAACAGGGUGUCCUUUAUCUGGUUUCAAGUCAGGGGUCACAGGAUGUGGCAAGACUGUCCUCUCCAGUUUCAUUCCUCAUCCUGUCUGGCGAUGAAAAGCUGCUGUGUGCUGGUUACGAGAAGCAGGUAGCCAUGUUCCAUGUCCAGGCUAGCUCGAUGCAAAGGUUCCUGGCUCAGGCGUUCCAGCACGAGGACGCCGUGUGGACGGCGGCCAUACCCGACCAUCGCAGGGUGCUCAUCACCGGCUCCGAGGACCACGUCAUACGGGUGUGGUGUCUGUCCACAGGAGACCUCCUGGACUCCUUUGUUGGCAUGGGGGCCCGUGUCACAGGGCUGGUCACGUACGGAGACACGGUCAUCGCGGCCUCCAGCGAUGCCCCGCCGCUGAAGCUUUGGCAGCUCAAUUACAAGCACAAGACCGAGAGCUGCUUCCCCGCCAGCAGGGCGCUCAUGACAAUGUCACACGAUGGUGAGAAGGCCUGCUUCCUACAGCAUGGUGACAGGACGCAGGUCAUCUUGUGGGACUGCCUCACAGGAACUCCAGCUGAAACCAUCGCCGUGUCGUCUGAAGUGAGCUGCAUGGAGCUGGCCCAGAAGAAGAAGCUGCUCUUCUGCGGCGUGAAGACCGGCACCAUCUUGAUCUACCCUUUAGCAAACUCGCCCGAAACCCUGUGUAUCCCCCCGCCUGAGACUCUGCCCACGGUCUGCUGCAUGGCGGUGAGCCAGGCGGAGGACAGGAUGGCCGUGGCCUACCAGGAAAGCAUCUGCGUGUUUGAAAUCACAGAGCGGGACGGCUUCCCCGGCGUGGAGGGUCCAUUUCAGACGCUGCCCCUCUCCCUGCUCCACUCUCCCAUCUCUUGCAUGGCUCUGCUGUCAGAAUGCAGGUUGCUUAAAGGUUCAAACUGUGGGGAAGUCACACUGUAUGACUUUAAGAAUACCUGCGUGACUUCCUUGGGGAGACACCAAACAAAGAUUACGUGCAUCACGGUGAGUAGGACGGAAUCGCUCGCUCUGAUUGGCUCCCAGGACUCCGUCCAGAGGCUGUGGAGUCUGUCCCCUCUAAGGCUGCACUACACGAUGGAGCACCAGGGUUUCGUUUUAGAGGGUGUUCUGUGUUCAGCUUUUUCGGAAAACGGACAGUAUAUCUUCACAGGGUCCCAAGACCGAACUAUUAAAGUCUGGGAUGUCAUUAGUGGAAACCUACUAGUUAUUCAGUACGUCUACGCCCCCGUCACCAGAAUUUUGCCAUACAAGGAGGGGUUUGUGGCAGUUUCACAGCUGGGUCAUGUGAUCAAAGAGAAAUUCCAGUGUCCAAGGCAAGUGAACCUGCAGUGUAGCCGACUCCAACACAUCCAGAGGCAGUACAAAAUCACACGCAGAGAGAGGGACCCUGAAACUCCGCCUUCAACCACGGCAAAAACCACAGAGCAGAAGUCUGCCCAACCCCAGCUUGCUAAGACUACGUCUCUACACACAUGCUGUGUGUUAUAACACUAAAUGCCUUAAGCCUUCAUUACUGAUUCACCCACAAUUGUCUGCAACUGCUUUUAAUUUAAUGCAUUUGUCACUAUUUUGGCUGCAUUAUUCACAUUAUAGUAAAAGGCUUCGAAGAAAUUAGGUCAUACAAAUCAAGUAUUUCAAUGACCAAGAGAAGUACUCAACAUCUUAAAAUUUUCUCAAAUUUUUGACUAAUUUAAAUAGCCCCCAAACUAGCAUUGCAGACUUGCAUUCAGCUUCCAAAUAUACUGUAUCUACCUGGAAUGCUUCUUUAACAAUCCUGAAGAGUUCCCACAAGUUCUGGGCACAAGUUGGCUACCUUCCAAAUGACAGAUGAGGAUCAGAGAGCAGUUUAGGUGGGGGGAUUGUGGGGGCCGGUCAUCUGUCACAGCACUCCACCUCUCUCCUUGUUCACAUGAUAAUACUUACUGCAUAACCUUGAGUCGUUAUCUUGUUGCAAAACAAAUGAUUUUCAGUAGGUGUGCCCAAACGGUUGACUAAUACCGUACUUCUUGAUCUGUUAUAUUGUCACCCUAACUGAACCCUAAACCUAAACUUAACCCUAAUGACAAAGCUAACCCUAACCUUAACUCUAAAGCCAGCACCAGCCUUAGCCAUAACCCUAACCCUAACCCUAAUCCUCACCCUACAUCUAGCCUUAUGGACUGCAUGCCAGUCCAUCACAGGACACACACACCCGACAGAAUAGCUUCAUAAAUGACACAGCAUAACAAGCAGAGGUGUUCAAAAAAGAGAAAAUUCUGUAAAUACAUAAAAUAAUACAUUUGAGUAAUAUGAUUUGUAUGAAGGAAAUAGAAAAACCAGCAGAUAUACAAUAUCACACAUACAAACACAGACUGACGCAUACAAAACAAUGCACUGGAAAUCACAAUAACAACUGAAUCACCUAGUCAGCAGAAACUGCAUGUGAAAUUAACUCACUGUCAACAGGCCACAAUUCACAAAUAACACAAUAAACAAUACACAAGUGGCGCUUUUGAGUGCAAUCCUGUGUUUAUACAGAUUCCUUAUAUGUAACAGACGUUUUUGGGUGUGUCAGGAUGUUGUUUUUCCAUUUCCUUUUGUCAUCUUCAACUUGAUUUGGUGUAUAAGGGCUGCUGCCAAUGAGACCAUACAUAUCUAUAAGGAGAAUAUGCAGAAGCAGCAAACACAUUAUAUGAUGUCAGCAUGACUAUUUCCUACAUCCCAGCUCUGCCUUUAUAUGAUGUCAUGCAUAACUACAUCCCAGCUCUGCCUUUAUAUGAUGUCAUGCAUGACUACAUCCCAGCUCUGCCAUUAUAUGUCAUGCACAACUUUUUCCUACAUCCCAGCUAUGCCUGACUGUGCUUUCUGUAACAUGACUGAUAUUGUAAUCCUGUUGUGUCCUAUUCCACGUCGUUUCACUUGAAAAUUUUCUGCAUUGCAUUUUGGCACUGAUGGUCUGGCAUUGGCCUAAUAAGAAUAUUUAUUUGAUUGAUGUAGUUAAUUAAAUAUUGCAUUUUGCUUACAGA